This is a messenger RNA of Solanum tuberosum (potato), 1056 nucleotides long. RefSeq names its product salicylic acid-binding protein 2-like. Bases 71 to 934 code for a protein of 287 amino acids. The record is from RefSeq and is a predicted model, not a curated record. The transcript is spliced from 3 exons. Gene Ontology annotation, biological process: jasmonic acid metabolic process; salicylic acid metabolic process. Gene Ontology annotation, molecular function: methyl indole-3-acetate esterase activity; methyl jasmonate esterase activity; methyl salicylate esterase activity. Lineage: Eukaryota; Viridiplantae; Streptophyta; Magnoliopsida; Solanales; Solanaceae.
CUCCAACUAUAAAGCUUCCAUGUAGAGUUUCAUAUUAUGUGCUCAUUUUUCAAAAGAAGGGAAAAAAGAUAUGGAGAAAAGCAAGUUUCUGACAAGUCUAGUAAUUCUAAUACUUGUGUUGCCAUAUGCAAAUGCAACCUUGCCAGGGCCUAAAGCUAAGAAGCACUUCGUGUUGGUUCAUAGGGGAAGCCAUGGAGCCUGGUGCUGGUAUAAGAUUGUGGCAUUGAUGAGAUCUUCAGGGCAUAGUGUCACAGCUAUUGACUUGGCGGCUUCAGGUAUCAAUCCCAAGCAGGCCCGUGAAGUCCCACAUUUGUCCGAUUACUUUAGUCCCCUAAUGAAGUUCAUGGUUUCACUUCCUGCACAUGAAAAAGUGGUCCUUGUAGGCCAUGAAUUUGGUGGCUUUGCCAUUUCUAAAACCAUGGAAAGCUUUCCGGAAAAGAUUUCAGUUGCUGUAUUUGUCACUGCUCUAAUGCCUGGUCAAACUCUCAAUGCAACCACCAUCUACACCGAGCUCUUGGCAUUCACUGGUGUAUUAUCUGCACUUGAUAAUCGUGUUACUUAUGAUAAUGGACCUACCAAUCCUCCAACAACCUUGAGUUAUGGUCCCAAGUACUUGGCAACUAAGUUUUACAAUAAGAGUCCAAUUCAGGAUUUCGUGCUGGCCACUACAGUCUUAAGGCCGAUAUACAUAUAUAGUGUGGAAGAUAUUUCUAAGGAGAUAGUCGUGUCAAGCAGAAGGUAUGGAUCAGUUAGGCGACUAUUCAUUGUUGCUGCUGAUGAUAACCUUCUGAAGAAGGAAUUUCAAAAGUGGAUGAUUGAAAAGAAUUCAGCAGAUGACGUGGAAGAGAUCGAGGGCUCUGACCACAUGAUCAUGAUGUCUAAGCCCAAACAACUUUUUACUACACUUUUAAGCAUAUCUAACAAGUAUAGCUAAGAGAUCUUAAUUAAGAAGAAUAAGAGAAACAGGUGUAAUUAAGGCUGAGAAUAAAACUUCAGUCAAUUCACAUAUCUGAUGCAUUGAUAUGACUAUUUCAAUUCUUCCAUAUAAGUCCUACU